Molecule: messenger RNA, 6426 nt
Organism: Trachemys scripta elegans
Lineage: Eukaryota; Metazoa; Chordata; Testudines; Emydidae
Gene: CNOT6
Product: CCR4-NOT transcription complex subunit 6
Exons: 14
Coding region: 621-2294 (557 amino acids)
Biological process (GO): nuclear-transcribed mRNA poly(A) tail shortening
Cellular component (GO): CCR4-NOT complex; cytoplasm; nucleus
Molecular function (GO): protein binding; poly(A)-specific ribonuclease activity
Source: RefSeq, a predicted model, not a curated record
GGAGGAGGCGGGGGGGAAGCUGCUCUCCCGUCCGGCCCGCGGCAGGAAACAAAGAGCCAGGCAGGCAGCGGAGAGAGGGCGGCGGGGAGACGGGGAUGCUGCAGCCACAGAGCAGGUCUCGUAAUUGGGAAUUUAUCAACAUUUCCACUGGGGUAAUUUUACAGGAUUAUCUGCCCUGUGUUCUUCCUGCUGGUUCAUCUGGACUCUGUGGAGUUUGCUGCUAGCAAUGAAGCCUUCUGUGGGGGUUUAUUCACGCUAUUACUGAAAUGGAGCCAUUCGCAUUUGGAUUAACGCUUUAUUCACUUUCCACUUGAAUCGCUUGGAUCAGUCCAUUUAUAAAAAGGAGACUACUAUGCAUCUUUUUUCUGUUUGCAUAUUGAAGUUGAACUCGGUGCAUCCUUGAUGUGUUCAGGCUGUUUACUUUGCUUGAAUGUUAGAGGAAGAACUGAAAUAUAAAGAUAGAUGAGACUAUAAUACUGCAUGGGCAGCACUCCUAGUGUUCAGCCAUAAGUGGCUUCUAAUCUGGACUUGACUGGGAGCAUUGCAAAGUUGAUGACAGGGGGUGCAAAUCCAGAGCAGUGUGAAAUUUCCUUACUUUUUUCUGGCAAGUUUUUACUGGAAUGCCCAAAGAAAAGUACGAUCCACCUGAUCCACGGAGGAUGUACACAAUUAUGUCCUCAGAGGAAGCAGCCAAUGGAAAGAAAUCAAAUUGGGCGGAGCUGGAAAUAAGUGGGAAAGUAAGAAGCUUAAGUUCAUCUUUAUGGUCACUGACCCAUUUGACAGCUUUGCAUCUCAGUGACAAUUCCUUAUCCCGUAUUCCUUCAGACAUUGCCAAGCUUCACAAUCUGGUCUAUCUGGACCUGUCCUCUAAUAAAAUCCGUAGUUUACCAGCAGAACUCGGAAACAUGGUGUCACUCAGGGAACUCCAUUUAAAUAACAACCUGUUACGGGUUCUACCAUUUGAGCUGGGAAAACUAUUUCAGUUACAGACAUUAGGUCUGAAAGGAAAUCCACUUACGCAGGAUAUACUGAACCUCUACCAGGAACCGGAUGGAACACGAAGGCUCCUGAAUUAUUUGCUUGAUAAUUUGGCAGGUACUGCAAAAAGAAUUUCAACAGAACAACCACCUCCAAGAUCUUGGAUUAUGUUGCAAGAACCAGACCGAACAAGACCAACAGCCUUGUUUUCUGUCAUGUGUUACAACGUACUUUGUGAUAAAUAUGCCACCCGGCAGUUAUAUGGCUAUUGUCCAUCGUGGGCACUGAACUGGGAGUACAGAAAAAAAGCCAUUAUGCAGGAAAUCUUGACCUGCAAUGCUGACAUCAUAAGUCUUCAGGAGGUUGAAACUGAACAGUACUACAGUUUUUUCCUGACAGAACUGAAGGAACGUGGCUAUAAUGGGUUCUUCAGUCCAAAAUCUAGAGCUCGGACAAUGUCAGAACAGGAAAGAAAACACGUUGAUGGCUGUGCAAUAUUUUUCAAGACCGAAAAAUUCAUCUUAGUUCAGAAACAUACUGUUGAGUUCAAUCAAUUAGCUAUGGCAAACUCAGAAGGGUCUGAAGCGAUGCUGAACAGAGUUAUGACAAAAGAUAACAUUGGAGUUGCAGUGUUGCUAGAGCUGCGAAAGGAAUUAAUAGAAAUGUCAUCUGGAAAGCCACAACUUGGGAUGGAGAAGCAGCUAGUUCUUGUAGCUAAUGCACAUAUGCACUGGGACCCUGAGUAUUCUGAUGUGAAGCUGGUUCAGACUAUGAUGUUCCUCUCUGAAGUAAAGAACAUUAUUGAUAAAGCCUCUCGUAACCUCAAACCUGGACUUUCGGGAGAACUUGGAACCAUUCCACUUGUACUGUGUGCAGAUCUCAAUUCUCUGCCAGAUUCUGGUGUUGUUGAAUAUUUGAGCACUGGUGGGGUGGAAACAAACCAUAAAGAUUUUAAGGAACUGAGAUACAAUGAAAGUCUUACCAACUUCAGUUGUAAUGGAAAAAAUGGAACAACGAAUGGAAGGAUUACGCAUGGUUUCAAGUUGAAGAGUGCCUAUGAGAAUGGCCUAAUGCCUUACACAAAUUACACAUUUGACUUCAAGGGUAUUAUUGACUACAUCUUCUACUCUAAACCUCAGUUAAAUAUACUUGGCAUUCUUGGACCUUUGGAUCAUCAUUGGUUAAUAGAGAACAAUAUAAGUGGCUGUCCACAUCCACUCAUCCCUUCGGACCACUUCUCACUUUUUGCACAACUGGAGCUUUUGCUGCCUUUCCUGCCUCCGGUAAAUGGAAUCCAUCUCCCUGGCAGGAGGUAGUCAAGUACAACUUAGAGGGUAACCUCAAUUUAACUUGUAAAAUUGUAAAAUCUGAAUAUAGAGGAGUGAGGUAUGGCCAACAGGGAUUUUUUCUUAAUGAUCUUAAUUUUAAAUCUAAUUAUUUGAUAAAGACAUAGUAAAAGCCAGGUGCUAUCAACAGACACAAUUCUGAGCCCAAUAUACUUUAUAUACUGUUAAACAGGAAUUGGUGCAUAUGCACUUUUCUUCAAUUUGUUACAAUUAAUCAUCCUGUUUCUUCUCUAUCCAACAUAACACAUUCAUGCCUUGAAAUAGAGAAUUGUUAUACAGUAUAUUCUCUUUGCACAGAUAUCUGUAGCACUACUUUUUUGAGGCCAGUAGUAACAUCGAGAACAUUCUUCCGUACUUCACUCCCUCCUUUUUCAGACUUGCUUGUAAAAUAUAGAAUUUGAAUUUAGCCUUUAUUGAUUGUAUAUGAACAACAGAAGACCUGAUUUAUGAGAUUUUGUACUUUAAAAAAAUCAGAUUUGGAAAAUGAUUGAUUGUAUUGUAAACUAAGGCUAAAUUUUUAUCUGUUUUCAUGUGUUAUAAAGGCCAGCUUGUAAAAGAAGUUGCAACAGGUUUUCUCUGCUAAUGAUUUGCACUUGUUAGGGUUUUGUUAGCCCUUUUGUACUACUUUUAUUUUCAGUUGAGAACAUUGCUUUUUAAAUCUAAAUCUGUAAAAUAUUGGCAAAUAUCUUAAUUAAAUAUAUGCAUUUGUCUUUUUGAUUUAAAAAGAAAAACCAUAAAGUUCUCACAGAACAGACAAGCUAAGCAGUGAAUGAUGAGUAGGUCUGUAUGGACUGAAAGUUAUUGUUGAUGUGUGUGCAUUCUAAUAUUUUUAUCUCUGAUUUUUGAAGUAAAAUUAGGGAUGCUUGUGUACAGCUUCUUAAUUUUUAUUUUAAAUGCUAUUUGUCCUAUCUGCACUGUGCCUGCUUAAAUUUGUUCUCAACUAGCACUGCCUGUGCAUGCAGAGAAAAUCUGUGCAUCCUCUUUUAUAUUUUUUAAAUAAUGUUAACACUUGUGAAAAUUUUAUGAAGAUACUUUUGUAUAAGCUGUGGCAUCUUUAUUUCCUCUUGAAGCAUUGAAUACACACUUUUUGAACAUGUUCAGAUUAUGGGUACACAGUUCCUAGCUUCUAAUACCUAAGCACUGCUUCUUUCAGUGUCAUCGCACAGUGCUAUUUUUUCACAAAGAAAUACUAUCAUGUGAAUCCUUUUCAGUUUAAGUGUGUUCCUCAGUCUCAGAGACCGUAUCAUUCCUUGAAGAAAAAAAAUUACAUUUUCUGUUUAUGAAGCAGUGUAAAUUAGAUACAUUUUCAGUACAGGUCCCUAAGAUAAUUCUUCAGAUCAUUUUUAAAGUGACCAAGUCAUAUUUUAAAGUGUCAAGCAAGACUAAAGUUAAAUAGUGUACCUUCAUAGUGCCAUUAGUGUCAUAAAGCCAAGUAUAAAACAGCUAAUAAAUUUAACUUGGACUUAUAAAAGGGAGAAUUUAUCCACUCCUCCUUAACUAAUACACUUUCAAAAAUCAAUGUAAUUAAUUGAGAGAGAGAGAGCGAGAGGAAGCUUGGUCUAACUGCUUUUGUUUCAACUGCAGGCAGGGAAGCAAAAGGACACUGAGCAUUACUAGAAAUUUCUGAAUAUUAUAAAUUUUUGUAUAGAGAAUGAGUUAGGUAAUAAUGAUUCAAAAUUUUAUGAAGAGAAAAUUGUCAGCACUUAAAUGUGCUAAAACCAUUCUGUUUUAAAAUAGAAGUAAAAUUACAAAUAGUUCUGAUCUACAAAAUGUGUGUUUUAAAUUUCAGUAGGAAAAGUCUUGAUCUUGAAUCCUUGUCUGGGACCUGAUUUUGUUUUGUUUUUUAGUUGUGCAAACACCAAACAUGUCCAAUUUAUAAUCAGUACAUUGAAAUGCUGGUAGUAUUGAUGUAGUAGAUUUAAUGCUUAGUGUUAUUUUUUUCCUGUUUGUUUUUUUUAUUUUGUUUUUUGUAAAGUGUGAAUAAAAGGUGUUUUACUCAUGUUUCCUUAACAAUGUGUUGGUAAUGCGCAUCAUGACAAUUUCCAGUGACGAUGAGCCUAUUUAGCUUGUCAAACUGAGCAAACCUAUUUUUUUUUCCCUGAUCUGGAUUAUAUAAUAGGUCCAGAAAGCUUUACGGAAGGGGAAGGGAAGCACUUACUCAUUUUGUAUUUCUGGGAAAUAAUUUACUUUCAUACAUGCUGGAGCUUGAGUGCACUUGUUAGAUUCAAAAGGUUUGAGCUUUACACAAUACCUUUUCACCUGUAUUUGGUAGUCUUUUAAAUAUAUUUGAAUUUAUGGCAGCCUAUUAAAACAUUAUGGCCCUUUGUGUGUUGAAGACACAAUUGCUCUUCCCUGGACACACUGCCAUCUAUGGGUCAGUUUGAACGACUUUUCUCCUUCUUUUAGACUAAUCCUGUAGGGUCUGAUCUAAAGCCCACUGAAUGUAGUGAAGAGAUUCCUAUUGACUUCAGUGGGUUUUGAGUCAGAUGCUAAGGCUACGUCUACAUUACUGCAUACUUUGGCAUACCUUAUGUCGCUCAGGGGUGGGAAUAACCCACCCCCCGAGUAAGUUACACCGACAUAAGCGCUUGUGUGCACGGCACUAUGUCAUUAGCUUCUGCCAUUCAUGGAGGUGGUUUUAUUAUACUGAUGAGAGAGCUCUCUCCCAUUGGUUAGAGCGUCUUCCCCAGACACACUGCAGGGGCGCAGCUGCAUUGGUACAGCUGUGCCAUUGCAGCAUUGAACAUGUAGACAUCCCUAAUAACCGUGACUCUGAAGCCUACUGAAGGAGAAAUUUUUUAACAUAUGGGAAAAGAUCAGAUGCGCCAAUACUGGACUGAUGUAAACUUCGUUAAACAAAUUUAAAAUAAAUAUUUUCCUGUGUUAAACAAAUCUCACUCAACGUCUCAGUUUUCAAUUGCAACAUAAACAAAAUAAUGCAAUAAACCAUCUUUAUUUACAAAAUGCAACAUCUUUGCAUCAGAAACUCUGACAUAAAAUGGUUACUUGCAAUACUUUUAUUUAAGGUGGCUUUAGAUGUUGCCAUAAUGUACCUUCAGUGUUGUUGUUGUAAAAGCACAUAACAUAAAAAUCAUAGAACAUUGGGUUGAGGUGUUUCAUUCAAGUUAGACCAGAAAUUUUGGGCCCAUUGUUUUUUACCAUUUGGUGAAAACCUCAAGUAUGGUCUGCCACAACUUUGGUAAUUAUUUACACGUACAAAAGAAUUCUAAAUUUAAUUUGGGGGUAUACUUUAAAGAAGUGGAAACAAAUAGAAAACAUUGAUAUACAGAUUGCAACUUUAACAUAUAUCAGAAGUAGGCAAAGAAAAACCACUUGGAGAUGUUUGUAAUUAUUUUGUCCCUUCAGUGGCUUCAACAAAUUAAAUAUGGCUAGCAUUUUGACAAUAAAACUGAUUUGAGUUCAGAAUACAGUGGCAUACAUUUCUGGUCUAAUUUUAACAAAAGAGAUUGUAAGUUCAUCUAGGAUGUAAGCUUAGAAAAGUAGCUUAAGGUGUCAAAUUUGCAUUUUAGCCAUGCAGCAAAAAAACAAACCAAAAACUCCACAUUAAAGACAAAAUAAUUACAACCCCAUUUAAAAGAAACAAAUCACACUGUAAAACUUAUGACUAUUUCAAUUUACUGCUUAAUUAGUCUUUUUUCAUCCAGCCUUACACAGUUUUUUAGUAUAUGUUAACUGCUAUUCUUUUUUGUUUGCAUAAAUUUUGACACUUAAAUGUCUUGGUAUGUUUAAGUAGUGUCUAAAAUAGAAUAUCUUUAGUCUUUAUUCACAGUACUUCUGUAUAAAGUGUAAUGCACUGGACUAACUCUUGUUUACCAUUCAUUUAACAAAAACCAGCACAUUAUCUGCACUAAGCUCAAAGAAUGUUGCAUUUGUCAAAAGGCAGCUCUUCAAUAAGAUAAAGGGGGAAACUGAAUAUGGUCUGAUGGUAAACAAGGGCUUUUACUGUUCUCUUCAGUGGAACUUUCUUCUUGGUCAAAUUUUAACUAGCUAGUAUUAUAUUUAUAUACAGGGUCUUCUUUUUUUCUUUACCAAUGUAUUUUCCUACUCAUAGCUGACCAAUAAAUUCAAUAUCUGUUUCAAA